UCUUGGCGUUUUCUGUAAUUAGCUAGCUACCUAGAUGCAUGUAUCUGCUGAUGACAGAUCGUCUUUAAAUUAAAUUUCAUAUUUUAAAAGAAACGACGCGAAGAUGUUCAACAGAAAUGCUAGUAUAUGGAUGGGCGAUCUGGAGCCAUACAUGGAUGAGGAUUUCAUUAAAGAAGCCUUCAAUUCCAUGGGAGAGACAGCACGUGGCGUUAAAAUCAUUUGCCACAGAGUAACUGGUGGUCCGGCUGGCUAUUGCUUUGUGGAAUUAGAAGAUGAAGCUAGCGUUGACCGUUGCGUUCUAAGGCUUAAUGGGAAGUUGGUUCCUGCAUCAAAUCCACCCCGAAAGUUUAAGUUAAACUAUGCCACACAUGGGAAGAGGCCAGAUGGAGGGCCAGAGUAUUCUGUUUUUGUUGGUGACCUCAGUUCAGAAGUGGAUGACUUUCAACUUUACGACUUCUUUGUGAAGAAAUACCCCUCGUGCAAAGGAGGGAAAGUGGUCACAGACGUAUAUGGGAACUCUAGAGGUUACGGCUUUGUCAAAUUCGGGGAUGAAAGGGAGCAGAAGAAAGCCCUUGAGGAGUGUCAGAACACCAAGGGUCUUGGAGGGAAACCCGUCAGAAUCAGCAUAGCUGUGAACAAAAGCAACAAGACGAAUAAUUAUCACCAAAACCAGAGCUACAACAACUACCAGCAGCAAUACUACCAACAACCGUAUCCGCAGAACUACUACCCCCAGUGGGGAUAUGAUCCUUACAACAGUUACAACUAUGGGUACGGAUCCUAUGGACACCCUCCCCCAGGCCCGGGAAUAAUGUACCCACCCCCACCACUGGACAUGCCCCCUCCUCCCACCUUCACACAGGAGUCCACCGAGUUCCAGCCAGCACAAGAAUCCACAGAAGAUGCAGAGGAAGAAGUCAUUGAAGAGCCGAGCCCUCAGCUGGAUGUGGACGCGCUGAACCGGCAGUACAUGGAGCGCAGCGAGGAGCUGUACGACUCGCUCAUGGACUGUCACUGGCAGCCCUUGGACUGUGUCACCUCCGAGAUCCCCGCUUCGUCGGGCCGCUGAGCCUCCUCUGCAGGGGACUGGACUCUCAGCGCACUGCCUCUCACUCCCCACACUCAGCGUACACGACACGCCCUGCGUACACUUCCACGUGGCUUUUGCGGAUAUAUCAUUUAAUACAGCUCUUUGACGAAGGGUCUUCUUACUGUGAAUGGAUUCUGUAUUUAAUUUUGUGUGUCUCAUUCAUGGAAGUGCCCGUUUCUGGCUCGUUGGGCUGUUUCGAGGGCAGGUGGGUGUUGUAUUUAUGUUAAGGGACUUCGUGUUAGCUGCCUUCGUGUUUGGGCUUUCUGCUGUGCAGCACUUGCCCGGCUUCUGAAGGCGUCCGUCCAUGAAGUAACCAGUCCGUAGUGCACUGUUGGAUUCAGAACGUGAAGGCAUUUUUUAAAUCCGCCAUGACCGUGUCUGAACUGCCAUAAUGUACCACUCUAAAACGUCUGCCUUUUGUGAAAUUACAACAGUAACGAUAGAUAUGUCGGUACCUUCCAGUUGAAUUUUAUUCUGUGGUUCUGUUAAUCGUUCUUGGCUUUUGAAAUGCUAGGAACAGAUACAGCACUCCAUAGCGUUACAGAAUAAUUUCAUUUCCAAAUGAUUAUUGGGUGUCGCAAUAAGGAGGUACUGACAUGGGUUGUACUCUAUGCAGUACAAUAUCUGUUGUAAUUGCAGGUGUUUAGAAAAAUGUCAAGUCUACCAGGGCAGAAACAAAUGUGAACAAAUUGUGAAACAUUAGUGUAAGACUGUUUUGGACUUCCAUGAUACCAUUCUCUACUUGUUUAAUACAGAAGUUUCAGAAUUCAUAUUGAACAACACCUAUGUUAAUGCAGACACAAUGCACAAAUUGUAGUAAUUUUUAAUAAAGUUGUUGUUGAGCUUUAUGAUAUCUGUUGGAUGGGGGAGGAAUUAAAAUGGUGGAAAAUUGUA
Molecule: messenger RNA, 1984 nt
Organism: Conger conger (European conger)
Lineage: Eukaryota; Metazoa; Chordata; Actinopteri; Anguilliformes; Congridae
Product: tRNA selenocysteine 1-associated protein 1-like
Exons: 9
Coding region: 104-1069 (321 amino acids)
Molecular function (GO): RNA binding
Source: RefSeq, a predicted model, not a curated record